Molecule: messenger RNA, 1299 nt
Organism: Saccostrea cuccullata (small rock oyster)
Lineage: Eukaryota; Metazoa; Mollusca; Bivalvia; Ostreida; Ostreidae
Exons: 5
Coding region: 151-1299 (382 amino acids)
Source: RefSeq, a predicted model, not a curated record
UGGAUAGGAAGUGUAUACUUAGGUGUACAGAAGUUGCCAGCAAAGGUCAAGUAUAAAAUAUUUACUAGCGAUGUCAUGACACACACUUUAUCAUUAUCUAGCUGAAGAUUAACAGAGUCACUUGCAGAUGAAUCCGUAAACUGAACGUCUAUGAAAACCAUGAUGGCGACGUGUAUGAUUUUCAAACUUUUGUUCUGGAGCUUCCUUAUAACAGUAUUUAUGACAGAUUUAAAUUAUGGUCAAAGUCAUUUGGUAACGGACACUUUUUCAAGACAAAAGGAAACCGUUCUACUAAAGGAAAUACUUCAACUUGUCAAAAACCAAGCAGAGAAAAUGCAAACCUUAGAGAGAGAGCUUACAUCUAUGAAUGAUAAACUCUCUAAGUGCCUUUCCAUAUCAAGAUCAUUUCCUUCUGGACGCCAUGACGAGGAACAGCAAGAUACGACAACAUCUUUAAUCUCAAGAGAAAAAUCAACAACCCUUGAAACAAAUCCAACUAUGCAGUUAACAUCAGCUUCUGAUAUACCGAUUGUAAAAACGGAAGGAGAAACUGCAACUAGGCAGGAUUCUUUAUCAACAACAGAUACAGCAACAUCUGCAGUAAUGCACACCACGGAUCUUACUGGAACAUUUAUUGUGUCGACAAAACCUAUAUCGGUAUUCUCUGGAAAUCGAUGUCAGUUUCUAAAAAACGGAUGUAGUCACAUGAUGACGCAGUUACCCCCAACCACCGAAUUUGAUAAUAGAUACAUUGUACCCCCAUUCUAUGGUGAAUGGGGGACAUUGAUACAAGUGAUAAGUGAAAGACAGAGUUCCAUUAACAUCAGUGUCGGAAGCACAGUAUCAAUGUGGCACAUGCAAGAAAAAGAAUUCAAAAACACAGAAGUGACAACAGAUGAAACAACGAUUAUAGAGUCAACUAAUCCCGUCUUAGUUACUGGUUUUGGAAUGGGUUCCAGCAAUAACGAUCCUUACAUGACAGUCAUGCCCGGUGUCCAUCAAUAUAUCGACAACUACAAGAUUGUUAUUCCAGACGGAUAUAGAGAUAACUAUAUUUGUGUGAUAAUUCCGGAAAAGUCUAAAAAUUACCUUCAGAUAAAUGGUAUCCCGAUUGAAAGUAAUAUCACUGUGCGUCUAAGCUCUGCAGUUUUGGAUACCAUAUACAGCAUUUAUACAUUUAAAGUGAACAGUGGGGCAAAAGUUUUAUCGACAACUAAUAAUGCAGCAUUCGGGUUAAUUGCCUACAGUCACAGACAUUCCGAUGGAUAUGCAUUCGCUGGCAACUAUGUACUUCCGUAA